Nymphaea colorata (pocket water lily) is the source of this 2536-nucleotide messenger RNA. RefSeq names its product QWRF motif-containing protein 2-like. Gene Ontology annotation, biological process: spindle assembly; centrosome cycle. The transcript has 6 exons. Bases 311 to 2206 code for a protein of 631 amino acids. Gene Ontology annotation, molecular function: microtubule binding. Gene Ontology annotation, cellular component: centrosome; cytoplasm; nuclear microtubule. The record is from RefSeq and is a predicted model, not a curated record. NCBI's taxonomy places the organism in Eukaryota, Viridiplantae, Streptophyta, Magnoliopsida, Nymphaeales, Nymphaeaceae.
GUCUCUAGUCUAGCCUCUGCUGGAGAGACCUCUCUCACUCCCGCAGCGAAGGAGAAGUGCGCGCCUUCCGCACGUUAAGCUUCUCCAGUGCACAUCCUCCCUUCUUCUGCUUCUUCUCCUUUCUUUCUUUUUCUUGAUCUUCGCCCUCUACUAUCUCAUUCCUCUUCUCCUUUUCCGAAAUUUGCAGAGUUGGUUUUUUUUUUUUUUUUUUUCUCUCCCUUUUCUUCGGUCUGCAAUGGAGCUUGCUGGCUAGGGUUUUUCGAUCUUCAAGCCCUAGAUCGAAGAAUUCUAGGGCCAUGAUUUGCUGAUAAUGGUGGCUGCGAUCUCCGCCACCACGACCUCCACCGCGCGCCAGAAGACCCGCCCGACCGACGACUCGCAGCGGCCGCCACUUGCUCCCUCCGAGCGCGACAAUGGCGUCGCGCGGAGGCCCAAGGGCCGCGAGAUCAACUCCCGCUAUCUCUCCUCUCUCACUCCGACCACGUCCUCGUCGUCGUCGUCCACCCCCCGCCGCUGCGCCUCGCCCUCUCGGCCUGUCACGCCUUCUCCGGAUCGCGCCUGUGGGACGACCACCAAGAGAGCGCAGUCGGCCGAGCGUCGCCGACCCUCUACUGCCUCACGCCCGUCUACUCCCGUACCGGCAGCCGUCGACAAUGUGAAGCGGGCGCCGGAGGUCCUCUGGCCGUCCACGCGGAGCUUGUCAGUGUCGUUUCAGGGGGAGUCGUUUUCGCUUCCGAUCGGCCGCCGGGAGCGGACGUCGACGGCAGCCAGGGCCUCGUCGCCUGCCGUUUCUGGCACGCUAAGAAAGAGCGGCACGACGCCAGAGAGGAGGCGCAGCGUGAAGGGCGGGGAGCUGGCGGAGAAUUCGAAGCCGGCUGAGAAUUCCAGGAUUAGGGUUGAGCAGCAGCACCGUUGGCCGGGGGUCUCCUCGGGGAGGAGCGUGCUGACGAGGAGCCUCGACUUCACGGAGAGGAUUGGCCGGGAUCCGCUGGCGAGGGUUUUGCAGCAGUCAGUGGACGAGAGCUCGGUGGUGAGGCGGGCGUCGUUCGACGGCAGGGUGAACUCCGACUCUGGCACGGCGGACACCUCGGAUAACUCUGCCCUUUUGGAUCUCGCUUCCGAUACAGAGAGCGUCUCUUCCAGCAGCAACUCGGCCGGCCGGGAGCCCGGGGGGACCGUCCGCCGAGCAGUCUGCACGCCAGCGAGGUUCUUACAGGAGGGUGCGGGUGGGCGGCUGGGGCGGUCACAUGGUUUGGGCUCGUCUCUGUUGGAGAUCAAUGCACCGAAGCCUAGGCUUACCCCUGCGAGGAAAUCCACCGACAGUCCGUCGUCUUCUCCCCGGACGGUCUCCACGACGAGGUCUGCUUCUUCCCCAAUUAGAGGGUCCAGCCGCCCCUCUUCUCCGAGCAAGUACGGGAUCUCGUCUUGUCCGCCAUCGAGAGGAAUGCCGAGUCCCUUGCGGAAUCGGGCGUCGUCGACCCCAGCCUUGUCAUCGAUGAGUUCUUCAAUCAACAGUCGCUCAACUGAUUCGUUCUCAUCCGUCCUUAGCUUGGUCGAUGUUCGGAAGGUGAAGAAGGGUGUAAACCUUAUUGAGGACGCUCAUUUGUUGAGGUUGCUCUACAACAGGCACCUGCAGUGGAGGUUUGUCAACGCAAGAGCAGAUGUUGCGCUUGCCACACGGACAUCGAAGGCUAAGAGAAUAUUACAUAAUGCAUGGAUAACAACAUCCAAAUUGCGGGAAUCUGUCACGUUUAGAAGGAUCAAGCUACAGCAACUGAGGCAACAUGCUAAACUAACUGCAGUACUCCAGGGACAAAUGGCCUUGCUCGAAGAGUGGUCUGUUCUGGAUAGAGACCACUCUUGCUCCCUAUCUGGUGCUAUUGAAGCACUGAAAGCAAGCACUCUCCGCCUUCCAGUUGUUGGUGCUGCAAAGGCAGAUAUCCAAGAUGUUAAGGAAGCUGUUGGUUCAGCUGUUGAUGUGAUGCAAACCAUGGGAUCUUCCAUUUGUCAUUUGCUCUCUAAGGUAGAAGGGAUGAAUACCUUGGUAUCUGAAUUAGCUGAUGUGGCUUCACAAGGCCAAUCGUUGCUUGAUGAAUGUAGAGACCUUUUUUCAUCAGUAGCUACUCUUCAAGUGGAAGAGUGUAGCGUAAGGACGCAUCUGUUACAACUAAAACGAGUUCACGGAGCCUCACACAACAUGAGCUGAGAUUUUUUUGUUUUUUGGUGACCUUUCUCUGAAAGCUAACAUCAACCGUAAAGCUUCUUUUGAUCCAAGAACAUAGUGGAAUGGGGGAGGACAUUCGAUUUCUUUGGAGUAAGGAGAUGAUGCUGUUCUUUGCUUGGAUUUGGUGUGUCCGAUUGCUUGCAACUCCUCCCUAGGGUUUCUAACUCACGGCGGUCCAUGGAUUCCUGUAUCAUUUCUUUUCUCAAUUUUCUUCUUUUUUUUUUUCCUUCUUUUGGUGUAUACACAUACUUUGUAAGAAAAUUCGAUGUAAAUAUGUUCUCCUUGGGUUUAUAAUAGUGUUCGGCCAUCUCA